UUACGUCCUUCUCUCAUACGUGCUGGGUUUGCGUCGUAGAGGAAGCGUGCACAUUGUAAACACUGGGAUGGCUGAAGAGGAACAAGACAUAAACGACAACAUGGGCAAUCAGCUACAGCUUGUGCCAGACAAUGAUGAAGAGGAGGAGGAUGAAGAUGAAAUGGAGACAGAAGACAGGGACAGCGAAGACCCAGAGAAGCCAAGUACUAUCACAUUUGACCCGAGCCUCCCCACUUCACACGCGUACUUGGGCUCAGACAUGGAGGAGUUCACUGGUCGCACGGUUCAUGAUGAUGACAGUUGUCAAACAAUCCCGGUCCUGCCUCAUGCGGCGCUGAUGCUCGUCCCAGGACAGACCCUCCCUCUGCAGCUGUUCAGGCCUCAGGAGGUCAGCAUGAUGCGUUCCAUCAUCCAGAAGGACCGCACCUUUGCUGUACUCGCAAACAGUGACGCUGGUGAACCAGAGGCGACAUUUGGGACUACAGCAGAGAUCUAUGCAUACAGAGAGGAGCAGGAGUAUGGCAUUGAGACCGUCAAAGUCAAAGCCAUCGGACGACAGAGAUUCAAGGUCCACGAGAUUCGCACUCAGGCUGACGGAAUCAGACAGGCAAAAGUCCAGAUACUCCCGGAGCGAAUCCUGCCUGAUCCAUUAUCAUGUGUGCAGCUCUCGACUCUGUCUAAACUCCAUCCACACCCCUCCUCCAGACCCCCCAACCAGAGCUGGAGGGAGGCUCAGAGAUGGUGGAGCAACUACCAACAGAAGAAGUUCAACUGUGCCCGAGUGACGCCGUGGCCGCCCUGGGUCUAUGCUCUGUACGAUGCAGAGACGCUCAUGAACAGAGUCAAAAAGCAGCUCCACGAAUGGGACGAGAACCUAAAAGAUGACUCCCUGCCCUCCAACGCCAUAGAUUUCUCGUACCGAGUGGCGGCCUGUCUCCCCAUUGACGACGCUCUGAGACUGCAGCUGCUCAAAAUCGGCAGUGCCAUCCAGAGGCUGAGGUGUGAACUGGACAUCAUGGACCGGUGCACCUCUCUUUGCUGCAAACAGUGCCAGGACACUGAAAUCACCACAAAAAAUGAAAUCUUCAGUUUGUCGUUGUGCGGUCCGAUGGCAGCAUAUGUCAAUCCUCACGGUUAUGUCCAUGAAACUCUCACUGUUUAUAAAGCCAAUAACCUGGGGCUGGUCGGGAGGCCCUCCACUCUGCACAGCUGGUUCCCAGGAUACGCCUGGACCAUUGCUCAGUGCCGGACCUGUGGCUCUCAUAUGGGCUGGAAGUUCACUGCCACUAAGAAAGACUUGUCUCCUCAGCGGUUUUGGGGUCUAACGCGCUCCGCCCUCUUACCCAGAAUCCCACAGGCCGAAGGCGAGGAGGCCGGGAACAACUCGCGACUCUUCUGUCUGUGACUUCCAUCCAAUUGUCUCGCCUUUGGCCCAAAAUAUAAUCCACAAAACCCUAAAGUUGGGACAGAAAUGCAGUAAUCAGUGCACUGCUCGCUGCCAGUCACCCCUUCGGCAAAAUCCAUCAUAUUUAGGAAAGGUUAAAGGUCGUUUAAAUGGAAAGGGGGCGGAUUGAAAGGGGGGCAGAUUGCAGAUUGUUGUGGAUGUGACACAACACCUGCAUAAUUCCAUGGAGAUAGAAAGUUAAAUCCAUAUUGCGGAACAUUCUCCAUGUAGAUAGAUAUGUUUUAUGCCAUAUUGCGGAAUGUUAGAGCUUAAAGUACAAAAUUUCCAUGCAGACUUGUAGGCCAAAUAGGUUUGUGGAGAUGCAAGCCCACUCACAAUACAGAUGCAUGUUUUUCAGUUCAAUAAAAACAUCCAAAAUGUAAAAAAAAGCAUGCAUUUAUUUGUUGGCUAAAAGUUUACACAGUGGGGCUUUAAGCAAAGAAACAACACACACGGCUUGGCUCCAAGGAGCAAAUUCAAACUGUUUUAUGGCAUAAAUCAUUGCACAUGGUUGUACAAAUUUGCCUUAAAACAUUGGAGACAGAUUGUGAGUUCCUAUCUGUAAGCCAUGUCGCUAAUGACUGCAACCUAGACGUUGUGAUUACAUUUAAGACAAUUAAGUGUUCAGAUGAAGUUACAUUAAAAAUUCAAAUUAGACCUUUACCACAAUAUUGGUAAAGCUUCAACUUAAAACUUAAAUAUAGUUUAACCAUGUCUUCUUAAGGAUUUGUUAACUUUGUAAAGAAGUACAGAGUUAAAGCAUCUAUCCUUCAAAUAUGUCAAUUACUGUCACUAAAAAUUCAAAGUUCAUCCCCUUUUCUUUGGUUUGAUGGAGAAAUGGACAGCAGCCUGUUGAACCAAGAGUGUAUAUUAAGAGUGUAAUAUUGUAUUUUUAUAAGUGAAAGAUAUUACCAAAUGCUUAGCCAUAUCAGGAAUACACUGGUGAUUUUGGUAUAAACAAAAUGUAGGUAGGAAAAAACAAGCUUGAUAGGAUGCAACCACAGUACUAUGUCUUUGUGUACUCUUAAAGGCCAAUCUUGUGUGCGUCACGGUAAAAAUUUAGUUGAUUUAUUUUUAGUCUCAGCGUGUGCCUAUGAUUUGUUUUGGAGUUGAUUAAAGGAGGUAGAAAUGUGAAAAUAUUGAAUUAUUUAAACUAUUUUAAUUUGUCUAAUUCAUCCCAUUUGUUACAAGAUGUGAUAUUUUGGCAAAAUAGCAGUUUGUCAGUUAUCAGCUGUAUACAUUGCUCUCGAUUAAUAUUGCCACCAGUGACAAAAUAUGUAAUGAUACUUUGUUUUAGAGACUUUCUGAUUUAAUUCCCAACCAACCCAAAUAGAUUUUCAUGGGUAUUUUGGGAACCAUUUUUUGACAAUGACAACCUUUCUUCUAGACCAAGGGUGCCACAAACCAGGGCUCACUACAGUUAGUCAUUCAUUUUAGGUCUGUAUCAUGGUGCAGUGUGAUGUUAUUGAUUAUAGUGGAGAAACUGUUUAAAUUUCCACUUAAAAACACUGUCUAUGAUCAUUUGGGCCUGUACAGCUGGAGUCCUCUAGUUUGGACAUCCCUGUUUUAGACGGAUGCCCAAUGCAGUUCCUAUUUAAAGGUGCACUGCACAACUUUUCUGCUGGAGAGUCUGUCAUCUGCUUGUCUCCAUGGAGAUGUUAUUUCUUGUCUGGAAUGUCAUUAAACAGUUCUACAUUACAUUUAUUCAAUUACAGCUUGUUUUAUAGCUAAAGGUGGUUCAGUCUCUGUGAAGAUAGAAAGUUUUGUGAAAUGUGAAACAUUCCAGGCAAAUCAAUAAUAUCUUCACAGAGAAAAGUAUUUGACGGACCUUCCACUAGAAAAGUUAUCAUACACAGUGCAUCUUUAAGCAUUGUCUUGGAUAGGCCUGUCACGCUAAUUAUUGUAUCGACUUAUCGUUCAAUAUAUGAAAGAUCGAACAAUAUAUUUUGGGGCUCAAUAUUUAUCGUGAGUACUUUUUUCUUUGCAGUAGUGAGGAGGUUUUAGCCAUUUUUCUGUGGCAUAAAGUAAUUUCAAUAUUAUUGCAGUAUAUUGCUAUAGUUUCAAAAUUGAUCUAGACAGGCCUAGUCUUGGAGUUGGAAAACAAUGAUUGGAGUAUUUCUAGUUGCUUCAUACCAAGGUUUAGGCCACUAAGAAAAAGUAUAAUCUGAAAAGUUAUAAUAUCUAGAACUAUCUCACUAUUUCACACUUUGGUCAUUAUUACAAAUUGUGUCAGUGUUACUGGAGGGCACUGUAUAUUUACAAGAAUGGUUAAUUUCUUAUCAUUAUUGAGAUUCUCAUUGUUGUUUUAUGUGUUCUUUGGGUGUUUAUGUUUGAAAGAAAUGUCUAGUUUUCUCUACAUCCUUCCAUUCAUAUCUUACAUUGUAUUGCUUUGAGGACUUUUCCAGACAUAAUACAUAACUUUAUUAGCUGAUAAAAUGCAAUUAUAAUUGUUGGUUGCAUCAAUUCUACAAUGUGAGUGGUCUUAUGGGAAAUGAAACAAACUGAACUACUUCAUUUUGCUUUUAUCAGCUCAGUCUAAGAUUUCUUCAUUUGCAAAACGCUUUGUUUAAAUCAAUAGUCUGACUCUUGUGAUUGAAAACAACAACUGUACAAUCUCAAGUAAUAAAACUGGUGUCAGUAUGUGAAA
Boleophthalmus pectinirostris (great blue-spotted mudskipper) is the source of this 4091-nucleotide messenger RNA. RefSeq names its product cereblon (gene crbn). The record is from RefSeq and is a predicted model, not a curated record. The transcript has 11 exons. Gene Ontology annotation, biological process: protein ubiquitination. Gene Ontology annotation, cellular component: Cul4A-RING E3 ubiquitin ligase complex. The coding region runs from base 68 to 1405 and encodes 445 amino acids. Lineage: Eukaryota; Metazoa; Chordata; Actinopteri; Gobiiformes; Gobiidae.